This is a messenger RNA of Brenthis ino (lesser marbled fritillary), 1845 nucleotides long. Lineage: Eukaryota; Metazoa; Arthropoda; Insecta; Lepidoptera; Nymphalidae. The record is from the annotation of a GenBank genome assembly.
AUGACCUUGAUUAUGGCAGUUAUGGCGGAAUCAAAGUUGAGUAAGGACGUAUUUAAUGUUAAAAGUGAUAAUAAUGCCGACUCAAAAGAGCAUGUUUACCUCGAAGAAACAUUUUAUAUUCUUUCUAAAAAGAAAUCUGUUUUUCGUGUCAAGCUUACAUCUAAUGGAUUAUCUUUAAUCAAAGAGACCGAUGAUAGUUCAAGGGAGCAAACAAUACUUUUGCGGGAUAUUAUCGGAAGUAAAUGUAUGAGAAGCAAAAGACGUCGUGUUGGGGCAAGUUCUUGUGUUUGCAGUUCCCUCGUAGGCCACCAGCAGCUUAAGGUAGUCGAUGAAAACAGUGGCGACCUUGAUGAAAGCGAUAUUAGUGCAUAUCUUUACAUUUACGCUUACAAUUUAAAGCGCAGCCGCCGUAGUUUAAAACGAGAGAGAACCACAAUAACAUUGCGAUUUCGAUCCUAUGAUAAAUACGAAGAUAAUAACAGGGAAGCGCAAAAGUGGAGAACGACGAUAAAAUGUUUAUUGGCAGAUCAACCUAUCUCGUACAAUUUACCUCACAAUGAAAAAAAAUUGUUGAUACUUUUGAAUCCAAAGUCGGGUCCGGGAAAAGCUAGGGAAUUAUUUCAAACCAAAGCGGCACCGAUAUUACAAGAGGCAGAGACACCUUACGAUCUUCAUGUAACAAAAUAUGCACAAUAUGCUCGUGAAUUUGUUCGUACGAGGAACGUUUACGCUUGGCGAGGUGUCGUGGCAGUGGGUGGUGACGGGGUAUUGUUCGAAAUAUUAAAUGGGAUGUUUGAACGCUUAGACUGGCAACAAGCUCUUGCAGAAGUGCCAUUAGCUAUAUUACCAUGUGGUUCAGGGAAUGGCUUAGCUAGGACCAUCUGCCAUCACUACAACGAGCCGUAUAUCCCACAAAAUUUGACAGGAAUGACUAUGGCGUUGGCGAGGGGGAAAACUGCGCAUAUGGAUGUCGUUAGAGUCGAAACUAAAAGUAAAAUAAUGUUUUCCUUCUUAUCGGUGGGUUGGGGUUUGCUAUCAGACAUCGAUAUAGAGAGUGAAAGAUUAAGAGCAAUUGGAGGACAGAGGUUUACGCUCUGGGCAUUAGCGAGGCUGGUCGGAUUGAGAAAAUAUAAGGGGGUCGUCAGUUACGCCAAAAUAAAGGAUGUUAGCAAUUUGCCAAAGCCGAAACACCCGCUAACAAUAAGUCAUAGCGUGAGUCAAGAUGGUGCUCUCGAUUCGCCGGACGCGGAAGCGUUCUUCGAUUGCGAUGAAAAUUCUGAAAUUUUUACGAGCGCAGUGAACGGGAAGCAACACCAACGUGUCGACUCGUGGUACUCGGUGAACUCACGGCGAAGUGCGUUCUACAGUACACGAGGCUCCGAAUAUCACAGCGUGACUAGCAUAGGUUCCGAAAUGAGAUCGCCCGUCCACGCGUGUAUGCACGGGCCGGCUUCGCAUUUGCCCUCUCUCAUGUCUCAAUUACCCUCUCAUUGGGUUCACGAGCACGGCGAAUUCGUUAUGGUCCACGUCUCAUAUCAAUCGUAUAUCGGCGAAGAUUUAUUAUUCGCACCACGCUCCCAAUUAUCAGAUGGGGUCAUGUGGAUGCUUAUCAUCAAAGCGGGCAUAUCGAGAUCACAAGUUUUUUCAUUCCUUCUAGGAAUGAGCCAAGGAAAUCAUUCCGAUAUAAACACGGAGUAUAUCAAAAUGAUUCCUGUAAGCGCUUUCAGAAUAGUGCCAGAGGGACCAAACGGCUAUCUCACGGUAGAUGGCGAGCUCGUAGAAUACGGUCCUAUUCAGGCCGAAAUAUUUCCUAACAUAGUUAAUUUAUUAGUACCAGAUACGAAA